CUCCACAUGGACGGUCAUGUUUUGGCCACAAAAACUAGUGACGUCACUUCAGCGGCGGAUUCGCAACUGAAGCCGUUUGCAGCGAAUCCGGUCCCGUGUUUGGGGACGCGUGAUUCGCUAAUUUCUGCCGUUUUAACACGGCUGCAAAUUAAACCCUCUCCCUCUCUCUCUCUCUCUCUCCGGCGACGAUCCCCCCCUUCUCUGUCUCUACGGCGACGAUGCUUUCCGCAGACGUCCCUCCAAACCAAACUAUUUACAUUAAGAACCUCAACGAGAAAGUGAAGAAAGAAGAACUGAAGAGAUCUCUUUAUUCUUUAUUCUCUCAAUAUGGAAGGAUUUUGGAUGUUGUUGCACUGAAGACAGCCAAACUUCGAGGCCAAGCGUGGGUUGUAUUUAGUGAAGUUCCAGCUGCUAGUACUGCAGUUCGUCAAAUGCAAAGCUUUCCAUUUUAUGAUAAACCAAUGAGGAUACAAUAUGCAAAAACAAAAUCAGAUUGUGUUGCAAAAGCCGAAGGCUCCUAUAUCCCGAGAGAGAAGAAGAAGAAACAAGAAGAAAAAGCUGAAAGAAAGCGGAAGACUGAAGAGGCACAACAAUCUGGUGCUGUUGCUAAUGGUGCAAGUGCUCAGAGUAAUGGCGGGACUCCUAUUUCUCAAGCAUUCCACCAAGGAAAGUCUGGCCCACAAGAGGCGGCUGCUGCUCCGAACAACAUUCUUUUCAUUCAGAAUCUGCCCCAUGAAACAACGAGCAUGAUGCUGCAGAUGCUUUUCCAACAAUACCCAGGUUUCAGGGAAGUCCGGAUGAUCGAUGCAAAGCCAGGGAUUGCCUUUGUCGAGUUUGGAGACGAUGCGCAGUCGUCUAUUGCCAUGCAGGCUCUACAAGGCUUCAAAAUCACUCCUCAAAACCCCAUGUCCAUUACUUAUGCGAAAAAGUGACAGUGAUACUUGUUUUAGUAGUUGCUUGCUUCUCUGCUUCGUUUUGUUUUGCCUGCCGACUGUGAUAGUCAACGACCGACCACGUAUUCUCACGCAUUGUUUUAUCAACUUGCCAUGAUUGCAUCAAAACUGGGGGUGCACCUUUGGUUUAACAAUUUUCUGUU
This is a messenger RNA of Magnolia sinica, 1096 nucleotides long. Its product is annotated as U2 small nuclear ribonucleoprotein B''-like. The coding region runs from base 219 to 932 and encodes 237 amino acids. The record is from RefSeq and is a predicted model, not a curated record. NCBI's taxonomy places the organism in Eukaryota, Viridiplantae, Streptophyta, Magnoliopsida, Magnoliales, Magnoliaceae. The transcript is spliced from 5 exons. Gene Ontology annotation, molecular function: mRNA binding.